AUGAUUGAAGACAAUAAGGAGAACAAAGACCAUUCCUUAGAAAGGGGAAGAGCAAGUCUCAUUUUUUCCUUAAAGAAUGAAGUUGGAGGACUUAUAAAAGCCCUGAAAAUAUUUCAGGAGAAGCAUGUGAAUCUGUUACAUAUCGAGUCCCGAAAAUCAAAAAGAAGAAACUCAGAAUUUGAGAUUUUUGUUGACUGUGACAUCAACAGAGAACAAUUGAAUGAUAUUUUUCAUCUGCUAAAGUCUCAUACCAAUGUUCUCUCUGUGAAUCCACCAGAUAAUUUUACUGUGAAGGAAGAUGGUAUGGAAACUGUUCCUUGGUUUCCAAAGAAGAUUUCUGACCUGGACCGUUGUGCCAACAGAGUUCUGAUGUAUGGAUCUGAACUAGAUGCAGACCAUCCUGGCUUCAAAGACAAUGUCUACCGUAAACGUCGAAAGUAUUUUGCAGACUUGGCUAUGAACUAUAAACAUGGAGACCCCAUUCCGAAGGUUGAAUUCACUGAAGAGGAGAUUAAGACCUGGGGAACCGUAUUCCAAGAGCUCAACAAACUCUACCCAACCCAUGCUUGCAGAGAGUAUCUCAAAAACUUGCCUUUGCUUUCUAAAUAUUGUGGAUAUCGGGAGGAUAAUAUCCCACAAUUGGAAGAUGUUUCAAAUUUUUUAAAAGAGCGUACAGGUUUUUCCAUCCGUCCUGUGGCUGGUUACUUAUCACCAAGAGAUUUCUUAUCAGGUUUAGCCUUUCGAGUUUUUCACUGCACUCAAUAUGUGAGACACAGUUCAGAUCCCUUCUAUACCCCAGAGCCAGAUACCUGCCAUGAACUCUUAGGUCAUGUCCCGCUUUUGGCUGAACCUAGUUUUGCCCAAUUCUCCCAAGAAAUUGGCUUGGCUUCUCUUGGCGCUUCAGAGGAGACUGUUCAAAAACUGGCAACGUGCUACUUUUUCACUGUGGAGUUUGGUCUGUGUAAACAAGAUGGACAGCUAAGAGUCUUUGGUGCUGGCUUACUUUCUUCUAUCAGUGAACUCAAACAUGCACUUUCUGGACAUGCCAAAGUAAAGCCCUUUGAUCCCAAGAUUACCUGCAAACAGGAAUGUCUAAUCACAACUUUUCAGGAUGUCUACUUUGUAUCUGAAAGCUUUGAAGAUGCAAAGGAGAAGAUGAGAGAAUUUACCAAAACAAUUAAGCGUCCAUUUGGAGUGAAGUAUAAUCCAUAUACACGGAGUAUUCAGAUCCUGAAAGACACCAAGAGCAUAACCAGUGCCAUGAAUGAGCUGCAGCAUGAUCUCGAUGUUGUCAGUGAUGCCCUUGCUAAGGUCAGCAGGAAGCCAAGUAUCUAA
Molecule: messenger RNA, 1335 nt
Organism: Piliocolobus tephrosceles (Ugandan red Colobus)
Lineage: Eukaryota; Metazoa; Chordata; Mammalia; Primates; Cercopithecidae
Gene: TPH1
Product: tryptophan hydroxylase 1
Exons: 10
Coding region: 1-1335 (444 amino acids)
Biological process (GO): aromatic amino acid metabolic process; serotonin biosynthetic process
Cellular component (GO): neuron projection
Molecular function (GO): tryptophan 5-monooxygenase activity; iron ion binding
Source: RefSeq, a predicted model, not a curated record